Molecule: messenger RNA, 3034 nt
Organism: Equus quagga
Lineage: Eukaryota; Metazoa; Chordata; Mammalia; Perissodactyla; Equidae
Gene: MYLIP
Product: myosin regulatory light chain interacting protein
Exons: 7
Coding region: 214-1551 (445 amino acids)
Biological process (GO): ubiquitin-dependent protein catabolic process
Cellular component (GO): cytoskeleton
Molecular function (GO): ubiquitin-protein transferase activity; cytoskeletal protein binding
Source: RefSeq, a predicted model, not a curated record
GCCGCGGGGACCUGGAGAGCCGGCUGGCGGGCGGACUGGCGAGGGGGUGACGGGGAGGGCGCGGGGCCACGGGUCACAGGGCUGGGGUCUGCAGGGCUGCAGUUUCCUGAGGGCCAGCCUCGCUGAGCCCGGGGCUGGGUCUGAGCGGUGGCGAGGCGGCAGCCCCGCGCACACCAAAGAGGAGGCGGCGGUGGCGGAGUGGCGGCCCCAGCCAUGCUGUGCUAUGUGACGAGGCCGGACGCGGUGCUGAUGGAGGUGGAGGUGGAGGCGAAAGCCAACGGCGAGGACUGCCUCAACCAGGUGUGCAGGCGUUUGGGAAUCAUAGAAGUGGAUUAUUUUGGACUGCAGUUUACGGGUAGCAAAGGUGAAAGUUUAUGGCUAAAUCUGAGAAACCGGAUCUCGCAGCAGAUGGAUGGGCUAGCCCCUUACCGGCUUAAACUGAGGGUCAAGUUCUUCGUGGAGCCUCAUCUCAUCUUACAGGAGCAGACGAGGCAUAUCUUUUUCUUGCACAUCAAGGAGGCUCUCCUGGCAGGCCACCUCCAGUGCUCCCCGGAGCAGGCAGUGGAGCUCAGCGCCCUCCUGGCCCAGACCAAGUUUGGAGACUACAAUCAGAACACUGCCAAGUACAAUUACGAGGAGCUGUGUGCAAAGGAACUCUCCAGUGCCGCCUUGAACAGCAUUGUUGCAAAGCACAAGGAUUUGGAGGGGACCAGCCAGGCUUCAGCUGAGUACCAAGUUUUGCAGAUUGUGUCGGCAAUGGAAAACUAUGGCAUAGAAUGGCACUCCGUGAGGGACAGCGAAGGGCAGAAGCUCCUCAUUGGGGUUGGACCCGAAGGAAUCUCAAUUUGUAAAGAUGACUUUAGCCCAAUUAACAGGAUCGCUUACCCCGUGGUGCAGAUGGCCACCCAGUCAGGAAAGAACGUGUACUUGACUGUCACCAAGGAGUCUGGGAACAGCAUUGUGCUCUUGUUUAAGAUGAUCAGCACGAGGGCAGCCAGUGGGCUCUACCGAGCGAUAACAGAGACACAUGCUUUCUACAGGUGUGACACGGUGACCAGUGCCGUCAUGAUGCAGUACAGCCGAGACUUGAAGGGCCACUUGGCAUCUCUGUUUCUGAAUGAAAACAUUAACCUCGGCAAGAAGUACGUCUUCGAUAUUAAAAGAACGUCAAAGGAGGUCUACGACCAUGCCAGGAGGGCCCUGUACAAUGCCGGUGUGGUGGACCUCGUUUCCAGAAGUGAGCACAGCCCUCCGAACUCCCCUCUGAAGUCUUCCGAGAGCAGCACGAACUGCAGGAGCUGCGAGGGCCUCAGCUGCCAGCAGAGCAGGGUGCUGCAGGAGAAGCUGCGCAAGCUGAAGGAAGCCAUGCUGUGCAUGGUGUGCUGCGCCCAGGAGAUCAACUCCACCUUCUGUCCCUGCGGCCACACCGUGUGCUGUGAGAGCUGCGCCGCCCAGCUCCAGUCGUGUCCGGUCUGCAGGUCGCGGGUGGACCAUGUUCAGCACGUCUAUCUUCCAACGCACACCAGUCUUCUCAACCUCACUGUCAUCUGAUCUGCUGUGCGCUUACUGGACAUGCCAUGUUUCCAUGAACUGCACUGUCACGAACUGUAAAAAGGAUAGAUUGUGGAGAAAAUAAAUACUCCAACACCAUCUGCCAUGCAACGUUUUAAAAAAAGGAAGAAUCAAAAGAAGGUGACUGCUCCCCACCAAAACACAGCACGCGCAGAAUCAGCCCCUCCCAGGCGGGAACCGGGAAGAGCUCUGGGACGCAGACACAUUCCUUGGACUUUCAUUCUUUUUUGUGAUCAAGUAAAGGAAUAAGUAAAAUCUUGGAUGUCAGUUAAGUGGCAGCAUAGCCAAAAAAGUGGGUACCUUUUAGGAAAUGAUGUUGCUAAGUCUCCUUAAUGUAUCCCAAGGGAAGUUUCCUACCUGCAGCAAAUUUUGUAAGAAUUCGUUUUAAGAAUGUACUUGGUUCUUUUUGUACGGUCAUGGAGCUCCGGACAUUUUUAAUAGAAAAUUUUUUCUUAAAGAAAUAGUCAUCCUUUUAAUGUCAUUUCUGUUUUUGUAACCUGUUCAAGAAGGAUUGGAAUGCAAACAGAUUUAAAAAUCAAUUCUGUGACUUCUCAACAAGUUGACAACAAAGUUGUCAGAUUUAAACCAGUCUGGCUAGCGAAAAACAGCUAACUCAAUGUGGGUGGCCUCCUAUUCUUUUUCCUUCCUCCUCUCCUUGCUCCCCCCACCCUCCCCAACCCCUGCCCAAGCCGUUCAAUUAGAAAAUGCUACCAGUUUGAUUAUAAGAUUUCUGUGGAGUAGUCAAGCACUCCUUGGGCGUUUUGAGUUGGUGGAAUAUUUUAUUUUAAGACUGAAAAGGAAGAGCCUGUUCUUUGGGUGUGGAGAGCAUCGCUCGCUGAGAUGCAGCUUCCUGGUGUACAGACUAGGCGGUUCUUCAGUUCCCCCAGCACUCUGCUCCAGCUUCCCCCAGUGGCAUCUCUUUUGCUAGAGCUCUCAAGCCUUUUGCAGCCUAAAUGUUGUAUACUUUUUUUUUUUUAGUAAAUGCUUAAGUAUUUUUGCUUGUAACUUUUGCUUGUUCCCUUGUAUGUGUUUGAAGAGGGGUUUCGGGGUUUUUUUGUUCUAUGUUCUUAAUCAUGUUUUCCACUCCCACUUGGGCAUUUUGGACUCUGGUCAGCUUGUGGGUUUUCUAGGAUGUCGGGAAACCUAGAUGACCUUAUCGGGUGCAAUACUAGCUGAGUGAAAGCUAGAAACCUACACUGUCACUUUACAGAGAUCUCUGAGGAUACUUUCAUAUUGCCUUAAUGUAGCAGUAAUGUGUUUAUGCAUUUGUUUCUUUGCACAGACAUUUUGUCAAAUAUUAAAACUCUACUUUUUUAUGGCACAUAUUAGCAUAUAAGCCUUUAUUCCAAGAGGUAUUUAUUUUUUCACUUGUAAAAAAAUAAGGUUUCCACAUAAAGAACUCUGUUAUAUCCUAGAGGACUUCUGUCUUUUAUAUUCAGGACAAUAAAGACUUUAAAGCAAA